CCGCCAAAAGUCCCGAGAGCGAGAGAAACAUGGUCGCUCUCUGAAAGCAAAUCUACCGUUUCUGGGCAGAUCAUCUGACUCCCUCUCGAUUAUCCAUCUUUGUCCCUGUGUGCCCAUUGUCAAGAGGAGAAGUUUGUGCUGUUCUCCACCACAAGAAUUGUGGAAAUUCUCUGUUUUGUGUGUCUUUAACUACAUAUCUUCUGCCGAAAUGCAAAUUCCACUUUGUGACAUUGCCUUCGAAUUCCCUGGAGAAGGACCAGAAUUUGUGCAUCUUCCGAUGGCUCAGCUUCCGGCGCGCACGAAGGAGGAACUGAUCAGAAUCAUGGAUCUCAACAGCAACUGGAGAGCAUUGUUUCAGGUGAUGAAGUUCCCAGAGGAAGAAAUCUCGCGAGCCGUGGAAGUCAGACGCGAUGGGAUGACUUCAUCGGCAUAUUUGGUGAUGAAAUUAUGCGAAUCCGGCUUUACAGUUACGGAUUUGUUUGUGUAUCUGUCCAGAACACGAGGCAAAAUAGCCAUGAACCUGCUGCAAGACUUGGUGGAUGAGAAGUACAGAAUUCUGCUCAAUAACACGGCCAAUAUCAGAGUGUUUCUCGAGAAGAUCUCAUUGCAGCUGGAGUAUGACUACCGAAAAAAUUACAGGCCGGAAGAUGGGGCAGAAGAGCGCGGAAGGGUCGGCCCGCUGGACAUCAGCGAUUAUAUGUACGACAUCAAUCCGAGAAUUCACUUGUCCUACCAGAAGAUCAAUAGUCUGACGCAGAAGUUCAGAGCAUCACUGAUCACCGUGAGAGGCUCCUUCAGCACACACUUCAUCGUCGACGAUACGUUCCAGGUGAGGCGCUUCCGUUUCGGCCAGCUGGGCCACUUUGAGCUCAACACUGCCCAACUGGAGACGGCGCUUCGAGAACUCGUGCAUCUGCAGCACUUCAGCCAUCGGAACAUAGCCAAAUUGUGUGCCUUCGGCAUCCAUAUGGACGAAAUGUGCUUGCUCUACGGCCUCGCGGAGCUCAGUAUCAAUCAUUACAUCCUCGAGGUGCCUCCCGUGGAGAAUUCCCUGACGCUUAAGCAGCGAUUGUACAUUUGCCGCGGAAUUGCGCGCGGGCUGAAUUUUCUGCACACGCAUCGCGAACGACCGCUGAUCCACAUGAACAUCCGUCCGGAGAACAUCUACCUCUCUAGCGGAAUGUCGGCCAGGAUCGCAAACUUUGCCCUGGCAUGCGAAGGUCCACUGGCCAGAGAUCCGCCCGUACCCCUAAAUCGUCUGCACUCGCUCUCCAACUACUAUCCGCAAGAGUACAUCGCUUGGCCGCACUACAUCUCCACGAAGCUGGACGUGCACAGCUUCGGCGUCACCAUGCUGAAGAUCCUCGUGCACAAUGACGGCGACAUAGAGGGCAGACAGUUGCUCGAGAUUCUGCGCGAGAUUGUGGAUAGCAACGUAUCCAUGGAUCCCCUGCUGGAUGCGGCAGGAUGGCCUGAGGACGCUGACAUGACCAUGUGCAUCCGUAUGCUCUAUCUUGCUCACCUUUGCACGCAGGAAGACUACAAUGUCAGACCUGAGAUGAGGAGCGUGUACAAGAGAUUCAGACAAUACCGCUGCUAAAGAACCUGAUUGAGCAAUUGUCCAAUAAAUCGCUUGUAAAUUGACGGAA
This is a messenger RNA of Phlebotomus argentipes, 1649 nucleotides long. Its product is annotated as serine/threonine-protein kinase pelle-like. Lineage: Eukaryota; Metazoa; Arthropoda; Insecta; Diptera; Psychodidae. Gene Ontology annotation, molecular function: ATP binding; protein kinase activity. The record is from RefSeq and is a predicted model, not a curated record. Gene Ontology annotation, biological process: protein phosphorylation. The transcript has a single exon. Bases 209 to 1600 code for a protein of 463 amino acids. Gene Ontology annotation, cellular component: plasma membrane.